Molecule: messenger RNA, 939 nt
Organism: Phaedon cochleariae (mustard beetle)
Lineage: Eukaryota; Metazoa; Arthropoda; Insecta; Coleoptera; Chrysomelidae
Source: the annotation of a GenBank genome assembly
UUUACCACUAACCAAACCGAUUUUUUAACGCCUGGACACGUGUUUCGCUAACUAUGUUAGCAUCUUCAGGAGAAGAUUAAAACUCAGUUUUAAAAAAUCGGUUUGGUUAGUGGUAAAACAGUGUAGUGUAUUAUCGUGCCAAAGGUUCCAGUCUUCGAUAUAUAUAAAAAAAAGAAGUUGACUUUCGGAAUUUCGGAAAGAGAAGAGAACUUUUUGAGGUUAGAAGUGUUGACUGUUGUCAAAAUCUUAAAUGUCAAAUGGGCUUGAUCUUGCUUGAUUCCUUGCCCUUGCAUAGAAUUCCUUGUUAUGGUCUAAAAAUCAACAUGUCAAGAAAUAGCAUCAAGAUACUACCAGGAGCACUAGUAUGUGAAGAAAGUAAACUAAGAGGAGACAUAACAAUUGGUUCUGGCACUAUAGUUCAUCCUAGGGCAAGUAUAAUAGCAGAAGCUGGCCCCAUUAUCAUUGGAGAGUAUUGCUUGAUAGAGGAACAAGUCAGAAUAGUGCAUAGACUGCCUUUUGACCAGAGAAACAAGGAAAACAGCACACCUGUGCUCUUAAUAGGUUCCCACAAUGUUUUUGAAGUAGAUUGUAAUGUGGAGUCACCCAAAAUUGGUAGCAACAAUGUUUUUGAGGCAAAAUGCUUUGUGGGCAACAGAGUCACAGUUUCUGAUGGGUGCAUCAUUGGAGCAGGAUGCAGGUUGACAGAGGAACAGACACUGAAGGAUAAAAUGAUAAUUUAUGGAUCUAGGUGUCAGAUGAGGGAAGGACUAGACAAACCACAGCCACAGACUCUACAGAUUGAAACCCUCACAAAAAUGUUACCAAAUUAUCACCACAUCAAGAAAUCCAACAAAAAGAAUUAGUUUUUAGCCUAAUAGAUUUAUAAUUAUUUAAUUUUUAAUUUAUUUUACAUUAAUAUAUCAUACCUAUUCAGCUUCC